AUUGAAUUUUAUUGUUAUUGUUUUACUUGCUGUUCAUAACAAGAACCUUUCAUUACACUCCCUGAAACAUGUAAUUUGUACUAAUACGACAUUUCUUGCUUAAAUUUGGUCGACCAUGGCCGAGCAAGUAGUGCACGACUAUACCGGUUAUUUUAAGGCUUCGAAUCUGCAAUCGGAGAUCCGGCCAAUUUCGGCACGCAUUGACGAGAUGUUAUUACGCUUGGAGGAAUUCGAAAACCUUCUGGCACUGGUCAAGGAGGGAUCGUCGGUGGCCGUUCAGCAGCACAUUCCGAAAAUAUUCUCGCUUAAACCCGAAUUCGAUGAGCUUUGUGGGAGGCUGGAUCAGUUGGAGAAAUUUGUAUUGAUGGUAACUAAAAAUUUGGAUAUCGUCGAACGACAAGUCCAAAUUGCGGAGGAAGAACUAGACAUCCCGGACAAGACAAUUAAUGUGCUGCUCAAGUCGUUGAAUAUAUUCGGAAAAUCUAAGCAAGUGGAAAAACAAUCGAAUCGUAAUGCUAGCGGGUUUUAUGAAGCACCCGACAUUUUCAAAACGGAGGAUUAUUUUUGCUCUAGAAAUUCUGGUAGGGAUAGUGAGGAUCCUAUCAUGUAACCUGUUGGGAGACUAUACCACGUGUUGGACAAUAAAUUGAUAUACAUAUUCUUGUGAGGAAAUGUGAUUAUCACUAACAA
Molecule: messenger RNA, 690 nt
Organism: Topomyia yanbarensis
Lineage: Eukaryota; Metazoa; Arthropoda; Insecta; Diptera; Culicidae
Product: biogenesis of lysosome-related organelles complex 1 subunit 4-like
Exons: 2
Coding region: 116-610 (164 amino acids)
Cellular component (GO): BLOC-1 complex
Source: RefSeq, a predicted model, not a curated record